Molecule: messenger RNA, 2187 nt
Organism: Striga asiatica
Lineage: Eukaryota; Viridiplantae; Streptophyta; Magnoliopsida; Lamiales; Orobanchaceae
Source: the annotation of a GenBank genome assembly
UUAUUAUCAUGUAAAUACGACACGAUAAAUCGCAUUUUUUCUUUUCAACCUCUGCUUGCCAGCCUUGCCCAAAUAGACGGCGUCUUCGAUGCGAUGGAACCUGGAAGAAUGGCUAUGGAGUGUGAACUGUGAAGUGAAUGCUUUAGAUCCAAUUGAGCUGUAACCUACAAUCUUCAACUGUUCUACCUUUGAAAUCCCCAAAUUUGCGCCCUAAAAUGCAUCAGUCUGGUGUCAAAUUUGAUCUUUAGCAUGCCAGCAAUAAGCAACCCUAUAAUGGCGAGGCAUUCGUUGAUUUCAAUCCCAAAGAGAUGGUCGCUGGUGAUAUUACUCUGCAUCGCCCUCUCCACCGCUAUUGCCUUCUUCAUCGGAGCCUCGUUCAGAGCCUGCAACUCUCAGGAUUACUCUGACAGCAAGAGUUUCAACUCUCCCGUUCACGAGAAAGAAGAUGAUCCGCUCAGUUUUAUGAAAUCGAAGCUCGUCCUUUUGGUUUCCCACGAGCUCUCGCUUUCCGGUGGACCGUUACUGUUAAUGGAACUUGCCUUCUUGUUGAGAGCUGCUGGCACUCGGGUUGUGUGGAUCACUAAUCAGAAGCCCACUGAACUGGAUGAAGUGAUUUACAGUCUAGAAGAAAGAAUGAAGGACAGAGGAGUGGAGGUUUUACCUGCUAAGGGGCAGGAAGCAGUUGAUACCGCUCUUAAGGCUGAUCUAGUUGUUUUAAAUACAGCCGUGGCCGGCAAGUGGCUGGAUGCUGUGCUCCAAGAUAAUGUGCCUCGUGUGCUUCCCAAGGUUUUGUGGUGGAUUCAUGAAAUGCGAGGGCAUUACUUUAAACUGGAGUAUGUUAAGCACCUCCCUUUUGUUGCAGGUGCCAUGAUCGACUCACACACCACUGCCGACUACUGGAAGAACAGGACUCAUGAGAGACUAGGGAUUAAGAUGCCUGAUACCUAUGUUGUGCAUCUUGGCAAUAGCAAAGACUUGAUGGAAGUGGCUGAAAACAGUGUGGCGAGAAGGGUUCUUAGAGAGCAUAUUAGAGAAUUACUUGGAGUCCGAAAAGAUGAUCUUCUGUUUGCCAUUAUAAAUAGUGUUUCCCGAGGGAAAGGUCAGGAUCUAUUUCUCAAAGCUUUCAAUGAAGCUCUGCAGCUCCACCAAGAGAGGAAACUGAAAGUGCCACCAAUGCAUGCGGUUGUAGUGGGGAGUGACAUGGGUGGCCAGACAAAAUUUGAAACAGAAUUACGUAAAUUUGUUGAUGAAAAGAAAAUUCAGGACAGCGUGCGCUUUGUGAACAAAACAUUGAAUGUAGCUCCUUAUCUGGCUUCCAUUGAUGUUCUUGUUCAAAACUCUCAGGCACGUGGAGAGUGUUUUGGGAGAAUAACCAUUGAAGCUAUGGCGUUCCAGCUUCCUGUAUUGGGCACAGCUGCCGGGGGCACAACUGAGAUUGUAGUAAAUGGCACCACAGGCUGGUUGCAUCCAGCUGGCAAAGAAGGCGUAACAGCUCUUGCAGAAAACAUCAUUCGACUGGCUAAAGACUCCGAGAUGAGAAAGAGAAUGGGGUUGAAGGGCUAUGAUCGGGUCAAGGAAAUGUUCUUAGAACACCACAUGUCGCAUAGAAUAUCCUCAGUUUUGAAGGAGGUUUUACGAAAGGCAAAGAGAGGUUCACACACACACACACGCACGCACAACCGGCGGCACCACAGCGCACACCAUCGCCCGUCGCCUACGUCCGACCCGUCGCCACCAUCCCCAACCACCGUCACCGAUCGGCCGUCGCGUACGUCUAACUCGCCGUCGCAGAUCCCAAUCUCAGCCGCCGCGACUCCCCAUCCCAGCCACCGCGGCUCCCCAUCCCAGCCACCGCGCCACCCAGCCCAAUCGCCGCCGUCAAAUCAACAAUCCGGACUGACAGAGACGAGGCAGCGAGCCGGCGGACGAAGGCUAUGCAAGGCGGCUCCCCACCCCCGCCACCGUUACCGGCCCCGACGUCCGUCACGCCUCAAACUUCCAUCGCCGUUCGACGCGCCACAGAUUGGUAUACCCAUUCGAAAUAUCUCCGACGACCGUCCAGAUCCAGUUAUCUGUCACCAUCACCCACCGCACUUCAGCCCACCCCCGCCGCUCGCUGCGCCACAGAAGACGUCCAGAACAAUAUAUUCUCCGGCGAUUUGUGACGAUUUAGAAGAUGGACUUUGA